Messenger RNA from Penicillium crustosum, 6015 nucleotides. It is a transcript of the gene sec16, whose product is annotated as COPII coat assembly protein SEC16. Bases 1 to 6015 code for a protein of 2004 amino acids. Gene Ontology annotation, cellular component: endoplasmic reticulum exit site; ER to Golgi transport vesicle membrane. Lineage: Eukaryota; Fungi; Ascomycota; Eurotiomycetes; Eurotiales; Aspergillaceae. The transcript is spliced from 4 exons. The record is from RefSeq and is a predicted model, not a curated record. Gene Ontology annotation, biological process: COPII vesicle coat assembly; autophagy; Golgi organization.
AUGGCGCACCAAGCGACCGACAAUGAUUCAGAGUCAUGGAAUCCGGCAUCACGGCCCGAGAAGAUUCACUCUCCUGUUACGAUGAGCUCGGUCCAGCGUGGGUUGUCGGAUCCGACUGCGGCGGAUGAGCCAAAGGACAAGUCCCUAGACGAUAUCAUAUCUCCACAGAGUGAGGAUUUCUCUGCGUGGGAUAUGCCCGACGAGAUAGACGCGAAUCAGCCUCAAUACACGAGCUUGGACGUGCUAGUGAACAAUGCAUCGCCAGUGGUGGACCAGGACGCGUGCCUAGACACUGAUUCCGUCAAUAAGACCGUUCAAAUCCCCGACGAGAGCAUUGAAGUGGCUCAUACAAAUAUCGCACCAUCUACUCAGAAUACGGAUGCCGUCCUAAACCCGACCCCGCCAGAAACUCAGCCCGCGCAGCCUGUUGAGACCGAAACACCUUCAACCCAAUCUGGUGCGCAGGCUAGCAAUAGUUUCCCCAGAAAUAUAAAUGCACCACCCUCAGUUAAAACCGAAACCUUUGAUAGUGCCGUUCCCACUGUCGCACCCGAACAAGAAACCACGCCGGAAUCGACAUCUGUGAGAGAGACUACACUUUCAAGAGAGGAGCAAACCAAGGCACCUGAACCUUCGUUGGACACUUUUAAGCAUGACUAUACCACUCAGUCUACCCCCACUAAAGAACUAUUUCCACAAACACAUGAGGAGAAUACCGAUUCUGAGGACCCGUGGGCCACCUUUGAGAAGGACCUUAGCAAUACGCUGCCCUCCGGUGAAGAGGCUACCCCGCUUAGCAAAAAUUCGGACACUAUCCCAGAGUUCGCCUCAAACUCUACUCCCAUCCAGGAUAGCGAUGAGCGAAAGUCCGCCGAAGAAGCUGUACGCCCAUCGCAAGAGGACACAGCACUUACGGUUGUGACAUUUGAUGAAGAGAGUACUGAUGUCUUCAACUCCACCAAACAGGCCAUUUCCCCGACCGAAAAUGAGCAACCUGAUUUUGUGUCUCGCUCGAUGAAUGUUGAAUCCGAGAAUACGGAUUCUCCAGCCCCAACAGUGGAAGCCUUUGCACCGACCAACGAGGUCCAUCCAGAUCUGGCCGCAGCGGACGUGGAUACAACCGCUCAUGAUCAACCUUUCUGGACAAAUGAGCUGAGUGGUGAAGUCGACUCCAACGAGGGCGACUUCUUUAGCCAACUCAACAGCCAGACAAAGCCUAUUUUUGCGCCGCCAGAAGCGGAGUCCAGGUUCGAGGAAGGGGUCCCGUUGUUAGAUGAGUCUACACCGGGUUCGCCCGAACACCCUGCGCAAGCAGAGAAAUCUAUUGACAGCGUUUUUUCCAACGAUGAAAAUGAUGCAGAUGGCUUCUUCAGCUCCGCUCUAAAGUCAGAGGCCAAGAACGACGACGAGGAUUUCUUCGCCUCUAUUUCAAAGAAAGAGGCCGAGGAGCAACCCGUCGCUCAUCUCGCCCGGAAGAGCACGUCUCAGGUCUUGGAAUCGAGUGGGUUUGCUCUUGACUCCCCGGUCAGUGACGCUUCGGCUGCGGCACAGUUUGAUGAUGUCCUGAAGGCUGCAUCGUUGGAGCCCCAACCAACCGCCGAUCCCUCCGAGGAAGAGCUAGCGGCGCGGUGGGAAGCUGAGCUAGGUGAUUCACCAGAUGAUGAUCUGGCAGCUCGCUGGGAGGCGGCAUUGGAUGAUGACGAUCUACUGCUGGAGGCUGAAGCCCCCCCAGAGCACAUUCAUCAAACUCCUGCCGAGCCUGCGAAUAAGGACCUGUCGGCUGGCUUGAACAGUCCAUACCAGGCCCCUCAGGCCUUUUCUCAGCCAAGACCUGUUCCUAACAUAUAUGCACCCCACCAACCGUCUACUGGUGAUCUAUUGCAGGGUGUUCCUCUCCCAGGAACUGCGCCGCCAGCCACCGGAGCCAUGUCAUCAUACUUCUCACAACCACCCCAGAACCCCGUGGCAACCAGGGGAGAGAGCUUUGCUGAGCGGUCAAAACAGGGUUACAAAUCUCCUUACGACCUUCCAGAUGAUAUCUCACGGCCCCGAAAGCCGGUCGUGACCCACAAGCCUGUUCCUCCAACGGUGACUAGUAUGCCCCCACCUCCUCCCCCAGGUGUUUCUGGCGUACCGAUUCCGGCAUCAUCUAGCUUCCCCACUCCGGCAGCUCUCCCGUCAGCUGUGUCUGCUCCCCCUGCACCGAAGAAUUUUUACGAGGAACUUCCUCUGGCGACACCAAGGUCUAGGCCUGCCAGCUCUGGUCGGUACACCCCUAAUCCGCAGGUGGCACCAACGAUGACCGGGCCGUCUCUUGCUCCUCCCCAGGUGCAAUAUGCCCCUGCCGCGCCACCCGCUUCGCAGCCUAUCGCGCUCCCAAUUCAACCCACACUUCAGCCGCCGGAACAGUUGGAUCCGUAUGCCAGCCUAGCAUCGAGUGCCCCAGCCGGGCCUCCUGCCGUUGCAAGGUAUUCUCCCCAACCGCCUGGCUUGCAAGCACCCUCAAAGCCACCUUCGUUGCCGAGAUAUUCUCCUGCGCCCCCUACUACCUCUUCCGCUCGCAAUCGUUAUGCCUCACAGCCACUUAAUGUUCCCGGCCAAAAUUUGCCUUUCCAGCCACGGACGUCAAGUCCGCUUGCACACCAUGAGAAGGUUUCGUACCAGCCCGAUCAAUCUCACAAGCCACCAUCUCUCGAGCCUGCGAUCAAUCUGUCUCCGCCGCGCGGGCAAGGGGCUGGCUUUGGACAAAUCCCACCUGGUGCUCCCCAAUAUCUCAAUGGUUCUGCCAACUUGCCCCGGCGAGAGAGUGCCGGCUCGCCUGUACAGCCAUCUCCGCCUCAAAGUCGAUAUGCCCCUCAGGAAUAUCUCAAUGAAUUCGCCCAGCGUCUCGCGCCGGCUCCGGAACAGGCUCCUCCUGCUCCCGCGACUAAUGUGUAUAUGUCCCCGCCCCCUAGCGAUAUCCAGAUGGGUCCACUUCGCAGAUCCCAGACCCAGUCACCUGCCCGGGACUUGACGAGCCCCCGUUCCUACGGACAGAGCGUUGAUACCCUCCAACGCCCAGCUUCGGUGCAAGCUUCAGGUUCGCCAACUAAAAUAGUGAAUCCGUAUGCCCCUCUGCUGGCUCCUUCUCAAACCCGCGCUCCAACGCAGCAUCUUGAAUUUAUCGCUCCGAAUGAUGGGCAGGAACAUGAUCCCCUGGAGCGAUGGAAGGGUGCUCCGAUCUUCAAAUUCGGGUUCGGUGGAUCCGUCGUAUCUUGUUUCCCUAGGCACAUUCCUCGCUAUUCCGCUGGUCAAGUGGCGCCAAUGAUCCAACCGACUCUCGGUGAACCGAAAAUCUCCCAGCUGAGCGAAUGGCUGCCCUCCGCUGACAGCAUUGUCCAGCACCCUGGGCCCCUCAAGGCAAAGUCAAAGAAGAAGGAAUUGAUUGCCUGGCUUUCUAGCAAGAUUGCAGCUUUUGAACAUUCAGAUCUUCCAAGCUACGAACAGGUUCAGUCCGAUACGCACAAACGCCAGGAGGAAAAAACUCUCCUCUGGAAGGUUGUCAAGCUUCUUGUGGAGAAUGACGGUAAUCUAGAGAGUUCGCCUGAAAUUCAAAAGUCUCUCCGCCAGAUCAUCUUCCCCAAUCUACCCAACCCCGAUGCAGACGGAUCAUACACCAGCAGUAUAACCGCCUCGGGAGGGUUUACCCCUUCAGAAAUGCCUUCACAGCCUGAUGCCGUUGAUGCACAGUGGUUGGAGGAGCUUCGCCUACACUUGAUCUGUGGCGAUCGGGAGAAGGCCAUCUGGAGUGCUGUUGAUCGACGUCUUUGGGGACAUGCGAUGAUUAUCUCAUCCACCAUGGACAGGUCGAUUUCGAAACAGGUUGUGCAGGAGUUUGUCCGCCGCGAAGUCAGGUCUAAAUCCGCAAACACCGAGUCACUUGCAGCCCUAUAUGAGAUCUUUGCUGGCAAUAUUGAAGAAAGUAUCGACGAGCUUGUUCCUCCGUCUGCCCGAGCAGGUCUGCAACUUAUUAGCAAGGCCGAUGGCCAGGGCUCUACUAAGAAUGCCCUGGAGGGUUUAGACAAGUGGAGGGACACCUUAGGACUGGUUUUGAGUAACCGAAGUUCUGAAGAUCACCAGGCCCUGUUCUCCCUCGGCCACCUGCUUACUUCCUAUGGGCGGACAGAGGCGGCUCAUAUUUGUUACAUCUUCUCGCGUGCUGCGGUUUUCGGUGGCCCCGACGAUACAAAGGCCAACAUCACUCUCCUUGGUGCUGACCAUCAGCGUUGCCCUUCUUCCUUGAUGGACGAGGAUGCUAUUUUGCUGACUGAGGCCUAUGAGUAUGCUACGUCUGUUCUCGGGAACUGUCCAACAGCCCAUCUGCCACAUCUCUUGGCUUUCAAGAUCCUGAAUGCCAGAUGCCUCGUAGACAAGGGUCGGAACUUAGAAGCGCAAGGCUAUUGCGAUGCAGUCGCAGCGGCAUUGAAAGCAACCACUCGUCCCUCGCCGUACUAUCACCAGCACCUCUUCGCGGAAGUUGAAGAGCUGUCUGCACGUCUGCGCCAGACAACUAGCGAUAGUGGCUCUUGGAUCUCGAGGCCAAGCAUGGAGAAGGUCUCGGGGUCUAUGUGGGCUCGUUUCAAUAGCUUCGUGGUGGGUGAUGAUAGUGAUGCUGCAUCGACUGGAUCCGGCAAGGGUGGCGAGCAAGCGGAAUUUGGUCCUUUUGCAAACGUGGCUGGCACACCAACAAUUAGCCGCUCACCUUCUAUAUCUGAUAUCUACGGUUCUUACCCUGGAGCAGGAGCAGGAGCGCAGCCUAUUCCCACCAGCGGCGCAUCCAAGUAUCACCCAUCUGGCCAAUACGCGCCCAAUGCCUCGCCUGAGCAGUUCAAGGGCCGAUCUUCGAUGGAUUCCCAGAGAUCUGCUUCCUACUUCCCGCCCUUUGGCCAACGUCGAAGCUCACAAGAACUCUCGCCCUCGAUUGAUCAACAGAUGUCCUAUGGAGCUCCAGUGUAUGGGUCGCCAAACGCGGGUGGGUAUCAACCAACACCGCCUCAAUCCUCUUAUGUUCCUCUUGCUCCGGUAGAAGAAGCUAUGUCGCCCACUGAAGCCCCUCCAGCCGCACAGCCCAUGGUGAAUGGCCUCUUUUACCAGCCUCCAGGACAGGCUGCCACAUCCACCGAAUCCCCCUACUACCAAGGCCCUCCUGGUAUGCCUGACUCAGAGUCACCCUACGCACCUCCCGUUGCCAGCUCAUCUUACGAACCGGUUUCCUACGAACCGGUUUCUUAUGAGCCGGUUGCAGCUGGUGGAGACAUGGGCUCUGUUGCCCAGGAGGAGGAUCUGCCACCUACCGCAGAGCAGCCGAAGAAGAAGUCGAUCAUGGAUGAUGACGAUGAUGAUCUCGCUGCCCGGGCAGCGGCUAUUCAAAAAGCGGAGAAUGACCGCAAAGCAAACGAAGCGUUCGCGAAAGCCGCCGAGGAAGAUGCCAAGAAGGAUGCCCAACAAUCUGGCAAGAAGGGCUGGUUUGGUGGUUGGUUCGGCGGAGCCAAGAAAGAGGAAAACAACACCGGCGGCGGUCCCAUCAGAGCUAAACUUGGCGAAGAGAGCUCCUUUUACUACGACAAGGAUCUGAAGAAAUGGCGCACCCGUCCAUGCCACCCCGCCUCCUCCUCGAGGCUCCGCUCCCCCAGUCGGACUGCGAGCUCGGGCAGUAUGCCACCAAACGGUGCACCUCCGAUGCCUCCGGUUCCCCCAAUGUCGGCCCCUGGUAGCCGACCUCAAUCUUCCUCAACCACCGCCCCGCCUUUCUUGUCCUCCAGCCCAGGCUUAUCUGGUCUCGCGCCUCGCUCCGUUUCUACGGGAGCGGCUAUGCCAACACCGCCCGGUAGUUCCAGCGGCCCGCCGCCGCGGCCUUCUUCGUCUUUGACUCAUGCUAGCUCAAUCGACGAUUUGAUCGGCGCGCCUCAGGCACGAAAGGGCAACACGGUUCGUGGCAAGAAGAAGGGCCGUUACGUUGACGUGAUGGCUCAAUAA